This is a messenger RNA of Rhagoletis zephyria (snowberry fruit fly), 1936 nucleotides long. It is a transcript of the gene up, whose product is annotated as Troponin T, skeletal muscle. Gene Ontology annotation, biological process: sarcomere organization; regulation of muscle contraction; muscle contraction. Lineage: Eukaryota; Metazoa; Arthropoda; Insecta; Diptera; Tephritidae. Gene Ontology annotation, cellular component: troponin complex. The record is from RefSeq and is a predicted model, not a curated record. Gene Ontology annotation, molecular function: tropomyosin binding.
UUUCUUUUCAUUGCAGGUUCUUAAUCCCAAACCAUAACCAUGUCCGAUGAAGAGGAGUACACUUCCGAGGAGGAGGAGGAGGUUGUCGAGGAGACCAGAGAGUAAAAAGCCACCUCAAACACCAGCCGAAGGUGAGGGUGAUCCAGAAUUUAUUAAACGUCAGGAUCAAAAGCGCUCCGAUCUCGAUGAUCAACUGAAAGAAUACAUCAAUGAAUGGCGUAAACAGCGUGCAAAGGAAGAGGAUGAGCUGAAGAAGCUCAAGGAAAAACAGGCGAAGCGCAAGGUCACGCGUGCCGAAGAGGAACAAAAGAUGGCGCAACGCAAGAAGGAAGAGGAAGAACGUCGCGUACGCGAGGUUGAGGAGAAGAAACAGCGCGAAAUCGAAGAGAAGCGCCAACGUCUCGAAGAGGCCGAAAAGAAGCGUCAAGCUAUGCUGCAGGCCAUGAAGGACAAGGACAAGAAGGGACCCAAUUUCACUAUUGCCAAGAAGGAUGCAGGCGUGUUGGGACUCUCAUCCGCCGCCAUGGAGCGUAACAAGACUAAGGAACAGUUGGAGGAGGAGAAGAAAAUCUCAUUGUCGUUCCGCAUCAAGCCUCUGGCCAUCGAAGGCUUCAGCGAAAGCAAAUUGCGUGAGAAGGCCCAAGAACUGUGGGAACUCAUCGUCAAAUUGGAAACUGAGAAGUAUGACUUGGAAGAAAGGCAGAAACGUCAGGAUUACGAUUUGAAAGAAUUGAAGGAAAGACAGAAGCAACAGCUCAGGCACAAAGCCUUGAAGAAGGGUCUAGACCCUGAGGCUUUGACUGGCAAAUACCCGCCCAAGAUUCAAGUCGCCUCCAAAUAUGAGAGACGUGUAGACACACGCUCAUAUGACGACAAGAAGAAGCUGUUCGAAGGUGGCUGGGAAGAAAUCGGCAAGGAGGUGAAUGAGAAGAUCUGGAAUGAGAAGAAGGAGCAAUACACGGGCCGCCAGAAAUCCAAACUGCCCAAGUGGUUCGGCGAACGACCAGGCAAGAAGGCCGGCGAACCCGAGACACCCGAAGGCGAGGAAGACGCCAAGGCUGAUGAGGACAUCGUCGAGGAUGAAGAGGAAGUCGAGGAGGAGGUUGUCGAAGAGGAGGAUGAGGAAGGCGAGGAAGAAGAGGAAGAGGAAGAAGAGGAAGAGGAGGAGGAAGAAGAAGAGGAAGAAGAGGAGGAGGAAGAAGAGGAAGAAGAAUAAAUUAAUUUAACUACAUUUAAUAAAAUUUAAAAACAAAGAAAUUAGUUAUUAUUAGCUUAUUCGAGCAACCAACAAAUAUAAAACAGCAAAAAAAAAUAACGAGCGAAAAUCAGCAGGUGUAGCAGUUGACGAAGAAGAAGAAAAAUUUAAAUCAAAAACUGCAAAAAUUUGUCAAAGCAACUCUCUCACUCGAACGCGAACUCAAACUCACUCUGACACAUUCACUACUGAUUAUUCACUCACUCGAACACAAACACACAAACAAACAACUGUGACAACACGAACGCAUUGUCGCUCUCUCUCUCUUUUUGUCUUUUAUAAGAAAUACAAGAACAAAAAAAAAUACGAAAAAAAACAACAGCCAAAACAAAAGAAACUCUUCAAAUUUGUUUGUAAUAAAUCUUAUAAAUUGAGAUGAAAAUCUGAAAUCAGACUAAUAUGAUAAUUACAUAUAUAUAUAUAUAUAUAUACUUAAAUAUAUAUUAAUCAAGUAGCCGGAAAUGUUUUAUAGGAACAACAACUAUAUGAAGCUUAUAUAAUAUUUUAUAAGUGGAAACAGCAAGUACCAGCACAACGAGAACAACUAGAACAUGAAUACAUAACUCUCUCUUGAUAUUCCUUUUUCAUUUAAGAUAUUUUUAUUUUUUCUUAUUAAAAACAAAAGUAAAAGAUAAUAAAUUAUUUAUGAAAAACCAAAAACCAAAGGAAAAAAACAAACAA